UCGAUGUUCAGUGUUGCUUGUCGUCGGUCAUCAUGUCUAACAGCGGAAAAAGUUCAGAAUCUAAGGAAAAACCGAGAAUUUUUUAUUUUCAAAGUUUAAGAAUUGAAUUGUAUAAAGAUCACAAGGUUAAGCUUAAAAGACGCUGGCAUAGAGAUGACGAAAGUCCUGGAAGUUCUGAUGAAGAAUUGGUUCAAUUAGCAAAUAGUAUCGUCAAUUUCAAAUAUUUUUAUGAAAAUGACGACGACGAAACUGCUAGGCGAAGGAUCAGGGAAGAUCGGGAAGCUAUAGAUCAAUUAAAUGAAAGAAAUGAGAGAAGGCGAAGAGAAGAAGAAUUGAAGAAACCAAUUGUUUGCAAAUUGUGCGCGAGUACCAUAAUAAGAGGCGACGAAAUUACUUUAGAGGGGUGUAAUGACGUUUUCUGUGAUAUCUGCAUAAAAUCUUCAAUUUUAAAAAGCACAGAUUAUGCCAUAAAGUGUCCGUUCCCUUACUGUGUUCAACAAAUUUCCAACAAUGAAUUGAAAAGAAUUCUUGGCGAUGUUGAUUAUCAAAAAUUUGCUAUUCAUUUAUUAGAAUGCAAACUCAAUGGCCUCAAUACUGAAGAAAAAAAUCUACCUGAGAAAUUACCUCAAGCCAUGUCAAAACAGGAUAAUUACAAUCCCCUAACAAUUAACAAGCCUGUAACCAUCAAACAGGAACGAACCACAGAUGAACGUUCCGAAACGCCCUCUGAUUCUUCAGAAAUGGGAGCAGCCGGAUUGUGGGCCAAAAAUCAAAAUCAUUCAAGUUUUGCUGAUGAUCAACUUAUCAACAUAAAUGAAGAAACAGAACCAAGGGAAAAGAAAAUUAAGAUUGAAAAUCAGCUGACAAUUCCAGCUUCUGGCUAUCUGACCAACCCUGAAGACUUUGUUUGUUCAAUUUGUUAUAAUUUUGUGAAAGUAGGAGAUGGUGUGGCGUUAAGAAGAUGUCGACAUCAGUUCUGCCAUCCAUGUUUGAUAAACGCAGUGGAAGUCAAUGCAAGUCUUCAUGUCCUUUGUCCAAUGAAGAUAACAAAAUGUGGAGACGAAGUUCUUCACACAGAAAUUCGAUCUUUGUUGAAGAAAGACGCAUAUGACAAGUUUAUAGGAUUGAUUAAUCAAUCAGUUCAAAGCAGGCACACGAUGAGCAGUAGAAAAUCUCUUUUGGAACUGGAAGAACUCGAAAAUGUAGUUUAUGUUGAGAAUCGCAGUAAAUUUGACUGUCCAAUUUGUCUCACAGAAAUCAAAAUUGGUGAUGGAAUUGUGUUGAAGAAUUGCUUGCAUGAAUAUUGUAAGAUUUGUCUUGCUCGAACAAUUGAGACUUCCGAUGAAGUCAUUGUGCCAUGUCCAUUCGUUGCUGAGGAUGGAAUUCAUUGUGCUGGCACAAUUCAAGAUCUUGAGAUGAGAUAUCUGGUCGCUCCUGAAGUUUACGAAGCACAUCUUCAGAAGUCUUUAACAAGAGCUGAAGCAAUUAUCAAAGAUUCGUUUCAUUGUCAAACGCCAAACUGUCCUGCGUGGGUGGAACUUGCUGGCGCACAAAAAUUUCAUUGUGUGGUUUGUAAAAAGGAAAAUUGCGUGAAAUGUAAGGCUGUUCACGAAAAUAAGACUUGUGAAGAAUACUAUUAUGAGACAAAUGCUGAUGCUCGUAAAUCUCGUGAUAUUCGAUUGACAGAAACAAAAAUUCGUAGUCUUGUUAGCUCCAAAACAGCAAUGCCAUGCCCAGGAUGUGGUAUCAUCAUUCAAAAGAAUCAAGGCUGUAAUCAUAUGAAAUGUACACAAUGUAAACUUGAUUUCCAAUGGUUUGGACUUCAGUAAACCUUCAACCUUCUUCCUACUUGUCAUCAAAUCAAACUUUUUCAUCUUCUUUCUUGAUUGACAUGAAACUGGAGGAUCUUCAAUAUCUACGCAAUAUUCCACCGCUUAAUUUAUCAACGAAAGGGAAAGAAAAGUCGGAAAUUGUUUUCCUUGUAACAUUUAAUGAGUUCUAUGUCCGCCUUUCCCUCUCGCCCUUUCUUUAAUUACAUCGAGAAAUGUGUCAAAUAAAACUUUUUCUUUUUUUCAUUCAUUGCAAA
This is a messenger RNA of Clunio marinus, 2086 nucleotides long. The record is from the annotation of a GenBank genome assembly. NCBI's taxonomy places the organism in Eukaryota, Metazoa, Arthropoda, Insecta, Diptera, Chironomidae.